CAAAUUUGCCUGAAACGCAAUAUUUUGGCCUAAACAAUAUGUCAGUUAAUUUUUGGACAUUAGUUGAGGACCACCCUGUAUACUGUUCUGAAGCUUUGUUGUCUGGGGGAAUUUCUGCUUUCUGGGGGACUCUAAAAGGAGGAUUUAACGGACCAACAGUUCCUCUUUAUAUGAGUUUUUGAAUGGUGAAAAUCGUUGAAAAACUAAACCAGUUUCAAGGCAAAGAGUGUUUGAAGUUGUGUAAGUUGUGACGGUUUCUCUUUAAAUCGAGUUGAAGCCGCCGUCGUUUCAAGGAAUUUCUCGCGUUCAACAAUUUGAUGUGGAAAACCAAAACUUUCCCUUUCUAUCACCUUUGGAAAAUUGAAAAUCGCUCUACAACCGAGCUCGUUUUCUGCCACAAGGAUUAAUGAGGUUUUCAUUUUGAAGAUUUGACGUUCUAUUUGCUUGCAGCUCUGUUGUCUCGGGAAAUAUCUGGCACCGAAAAUUCGCGUUUGGAAGACGAAGACUUCCUAUUUGCUUUUUGAACAUUGAAAAUCCCCGCGAAACUAAGCCAGUUUCAAGUAAAAGAGAGCUUACGGUAAAAACUUCACUAAAAAACUGCGCUCCUUCUGAGUUAAACAGUCGGUUUGAGGCAGCAAUUGUUCCAAUUCCCGGAUACUUUUUCUACAGCUCCCUAUCCUCCAGCACCUUAAAACGCAACAGAAAGGAAAAAGCGGCUCCUUUUUACUACGAAAAGUAAGCAAUUUUCCUUGUUUCAAAAUGUAUAUAAGGUAGGAUUUUGGUUGGGGGUGGUUUGCAUCAAUCUUCAGUAUGAAAGUCAAAUUAAUUAAAAUUGAGGCAGAAGAUUCGGGCUGAUCCACACCGAUUGCAAACGAUGGCAAAACGCAUCCGUCCACUGGGCGGGCGUUCGGGGGGAUUAAGAUCCACUUUGCACAUUGUUAACAUUAUCAAAACUCCACGUGACAUCAUCCAUUCACAGUGAGUCUAACCAGCUGAAAUCCCGAUAUAAAUCCAAGGAAGGGGAUAAAAGGGCGGAGCGUCAGCGUCCCGCCGCAUGCAACAGUCGGUUCUCCGUUCCGUUUCCUUCAUCAGUCUCGAAGCGAACGCUUGAAGAGUAACAGCGGACACUUCGCAAGCAUAAACGAACGUUCGUCGCGUAAACUUCGGUCCGGUAAUGCUGUAGCGAACGCGCUUUGGUUGACAAUGUUCCAGUUGUUCGUUACCGCAAUUGUUCUAGUGAGUGUGAGUGGCAGAAGUUUGACGAGUUUCGAGUUGGCACCCAAAGGAUGCGAGUGGCAAAUGCAGACCGAAUCCGAGCCGAUGCUCUACUGUCAAAUCCGCACCAUCAACAACGCGGAACAAGUGAUCGGCAAUCUGAGCCUGUCUCAGACUGAUCAGCUGGCCGUGCUGAUGCUCCAAUGCAACGACGCCCUGUUCUUCGAAAGUUCCCUGGAAGCCACUAAAAGUCCCUUCUUGGGACCGUUGCGACACUUGCGAGAGCUGAAGAUUGAAAACUGCAAAAUCCGUAAUGUGCCUGCGGCCGCCCUGAGCGGGCUGCGCCACCUCAAGAGGCUGUCGCUUCGCUCCCACAACUCCGAGUGGUCGGUGAUGGCCUUGGAGCUGCACUCUGAGAGCUUCCGCGGUCUGAGCGAGCUUCGAACCCUUGACCUGGCCGACAACAACAUCUGGAACACGCCCCUGGAUCUGUUCUGCCCGCUGUACAGCCUCACACACUUGAACCUCACCAGCAACAAGCUGCAGGAUGUGCAGGCGCUGGGGUUUUCCGACUGGGGAAAGGGGCCCUUGGAGCCGGGCAGGGCCUGCGUCAACGGCCUGGAGGUUCUGGACUUAAGUGCGAACGAAAUCAUUGCCUUGCCCGAUAACGGAUUCAGCGCCCUGCGAAGCCUGGAGGAGCUGCUGCUCCAGAACAACGCCAUUAGUACUCUGGGGGAUCGGGCAUUUGUAGGCCUCAACGCCCUGAAGGCCCUCAAUCUAUCCAGCAACUGUUUGGUGGCCAUGCCGCCCGAGCUGUUCCAGUCCUCCCGUCAGCUGACGCAUCUCUACCUGCACAAUAACUCGCUGAGUGUGCUGGCACCUGGACUGCUAGAAGGGCUGGAUCAGUUGAAGGUUCUGGAUCUCUCCCACAACGAGCUCAGCAGCCGCUGGGUGAACCGCGACACGUUUUCCGGCCUGGUGCGCCUGGUCGUGCUCAAUCUGGCCAACAACCAGCUGGACCGCAUAGAUGGCGCGCUGUUCCACGACCUCUACACUCUCCAGAUUUUGAACCUGGAGGCGAAUCGCAUCAGCGCCAUGUCCGAGGGGGCGUUCAGCGAGCUAAAGAAUCUGCACGCUUUAACACUGAGCCAUAACCAGAUCACCCGCAUUGAGGCCUAUCAUUUCACUGGCAUGUACGCAUUGAAUCAGCUGCUGAUCGACCAGAACGAAAUCGAGCACAUUCAUCCGAAAGCGUUCGAGAACGUGACGAAUCUGCAAGACCUUGGACUGAACGGAAACAUGCUCGGUGGCAUCCCGACAGGGAUAGGCCAAUUGCGCUUCCUGAAAACCCUCGAUCUGGGCAAGAACCGCAUCGAAUCGGUCACAAAUGCGUCUUUUGAAGGCCUGGAUCUUUUAUACGGGCUGCGGCUGGUUGAUAACCACAUUGUGAAUAUAUCGAGAGACGCUUUUUCGACGCUGCCCUCCUUGCAAGUGCUCAAUUUGGCUUCGAAUCGCAUCAAACAUGUGGAGCAAAGCGCCUUUGCCAGCAAUCCUACUCUAAAGGCCAUCAGACUGGACGCCAAUGAGCUGACUGACAUCAGUGGCGUGUUCACCAACCUGCAGAGCCUUGUUUGGUUGAACGUCUCCUCCAAUAAGUUGCUUUGGUUCGACUUUAGUCAUCUACCGCUCAGUUUGGAGUGGCUGGACAUGCACGCCAAUGAAAUCCCUGAGUUGGGCAACUAUUACGAUGUGCGCAACACUUUGAGGAUCAAAAUGCUGGAUGUGAGCUACAACCUGAUUACAAUGAUCCAGGAAAAUGCCAUUCCCGAUAGUGUCGAGACGCUCUAUUUGCAAAACAAUCGGAUUGCCUCAGUGGCGCCCAACUCCUUCACGCAUAAGAACCAUCUAGAAAAAGUCGUGCUUUAUGGCAACAAGAUUCGCUAUCUGGACCUGUCGGCCCUCAAUUUGAGUCCAGUGAGCGACGACAAGGAUUUGCCUCAAUUCUACAUCGGGGGCAACCCGUUUUACUGCGAUUGUAAGAUGGAAUGGCUGCUGCGCAUCAAUCAUUUGAGCAAUCUGAGACAAUACCCUCAGGUGCUCGAUCUGGACGACAUCACAUGCGAGCUGGCGCACUCCAGGGGCGCGCCUCCCCAGCCCCUACUGAGGCUCAAACCAUCGAACUUCCUCUGUCCCUACCAGGCGCACUGCUUCGCCCUCUGCCACUGCUGCGACUUCGACGCCUGCGACUGCGAAAUGACCUGCCCAGACCGCUGCAGCUGCUUCCACGACCACACCUGGACCUCAAACGUGGUCGACUGCAGCAGCGCGGGCUAUAAAACCGUCCCACAAAACAUCCCGAUGGACGCCACUGAGAUCUACCUGGAUGGCAACGAUCUGGGCGAGUUGGGCAGCCACGUUUUCAUCGGCAAGAAGAAGCUGGAGGUGCUGUUUCUGAACAACAGCAACGUGAAAACGCUGCACAACCAGACCUUUAAUGGCGUCAACUCGUUGAGGGUGCUGCACAUUGAGGACAAUCAGCUGGAGGAGUUGCGGGGAUUCGAGUUCGACCAGCUGGAGAAUAUCAAUGAGCUGUAUUUGGAUCACAAUCGGAUCGGGUUUGUGGGCAACCAGACUUUCCGGAACAUGCAUCACUUGGAGGUGCUGAAGCUGGACGAGAAUCGCAUCGUGAACUUUCCGCCGUGGCAGCUGCAGCAGGCGUCAGCUGCCCGUGUGUCUCUCAAUGGGAACAAGUGGUCAUGUGAUUGCGCCGCCCUUGGGCGGCUCCAGGCCUGGAUCCGGGCGUCCGGGGGCGACCCGGCCAGGCUGCUUUGUUCGGAUCGCGAGGAAGCAGUGGCGGACGCCCUUAACAAGUGUGAUGAUCUGGACAACGCCAUCGCCACCUCCGUGGUGCAGCGCGAGCAGGUCAAGGGCCACAUGGUGGCCAACUACGUACCCCUGCUGGCGGCCACUCUGGUGACCGUCAUCGUCCUCUGUACGCUCCUCUCUCUCAUAUUCGCGUUCCGGCAGGAAGUGCGCCUGUGGGCGCACUACAAGUACGGCGUCAGGUUCUUCCAGGAAAAGCAGUCCAGUAGCGACGACCAGGACCAGAUGUACGACUGCUACAUGAUCUACAGUCACAAGGACGAGGAGCUGGCCGCUCGCAUCAUUGCCCCAGAGCUGGAAGCCUUCGGCCACACUCUGUGUCUGCACUACCGAGAUCUGCACUUGUUGAACGGCGCCUCCUACCUAGCGGACGCAAUGGUGGGGGCAGCGGACGCCUCCAAACGCGUGCUCUUCAUCGUCUCCCCCGCUCUUAUUGGUGCGGAAUGGAUCAAGCCAGAGUUCCGCGCAGCACUCCAGGCGGCGCUGCGCUCCAGCUACCGUGAGAAGCUGGUGUGCGUGCUGAGCGGCGAUCCGCUAGAACCGAUGGAUCCGGAGCUGCGCGCCCUGCUCAGAGCGUGCGCAGUCACCAGAUGGGGCGAGCGGCGCUUCUGGGAGAAGCUGCGCUACGCCAUGCCGGAUGUGAUUGGCAACCGGCGCAAAAAACAGCCGGAAAUCCGCUGCAAAGCCAGCGCCCGCUACACCAGCCCCCCACAUAGCGACACUUGGUACAAAUACCAGGCGAUGGCUGGGGUGCUAGCCCCCACCCUUACCCCCACUCCGACUCAGAGCACUUAUGUGUCGGGGGGCGAGUCCAAUCGCAGCACCGAGGACGAGGGCUCCAGCGCCAGCUCCCAGCAUUAUGGUUCCGAGCAGCUGAACCACAGCUACGUUAGUAUCGAUGGGCGGCCGCCCCAGUAUUCGCAGUACCCGCCCGGGUGCCGUGUGGAGGUUCCCCAUCACGUUUACUCGACGAUUCCGGAUGUGCCACCCCAAUCGCGAACGUACUUUGUCUAAGUGCUUUGUGAUACGUAAUUGAAGAUGGUUCGCUUGCCACCAAUCGCACGGGCGGUUUCAACUCGACAUUUUUCAAAGGCUGUUCUACUUGUAAAUGCUAUAUUUUAUUUUUUUCUAUUGUGGAUCCACUACUCCUACCGCCACUACUACUACUGCUACUAUUACUAAUAUGUGUAAUCGGCGCUAUUGUGUAUUCUGAUGUAAUUUUUUUGGUCUGAGCGGGGUUUCACGUUUGGGACGCCUUCUUGCCGGGGUUCGAUGGUUUUCAAACUGAAUUUCGGCGUUUUUAAUUCAACUCUUUUCACAGUUUGAUGCUGAAGCUGUGCCGAGCCCUAAUUUGCUCUUGAUUAAUCUCGACCAGUCUCGUGCCCGACUGUUUUUGAUCAAUUUUGUUGCAACAUGACCAAAAACUCGCGGGUUUUUCUACACUUCUACACUAUUUGGCCCCUUUUUUUUCGACUUGCAACUAUUCAACUAACCUGAAAAUUGAAAAAGCUUCCCCAAUUUCGAAGUUUCCUCACCAAUUUAAUUAAAAAACGGGCAAAACCCGGCGGUUUUCAGCCGUCAAAUUUCAUGGUUCAACUUCAUUCUUUUCUCUUUAAGCUUUUGCUUCUCUAGAAAAUCGCAACAAAUUUGAUCAAAUCGCGCUCAUUUUAAAAUGCCCAGGCUUAACACUUGUAACAUACACGACGUCCCAAAAAACCUCGAUUCAAAAGGCUUGAAACCUUGCCAGACUUUUGUAAAUAUUUGGUCAAGUUAAAAUUAAUUUCUAACAGGGGGGACGCCCCCACGAGACCGUGCAGAACUGUUUGAACCAGUUGCGACAUGCACUCUCGAUUGUUUAAACGCUUAUUAGUCAUUAAUUUUAUUGUGUGUAAAUAGCCAGGAUUUUAUUAAUAUUUAAAGACUGUUGGAUAUUGUACAUUGAAACAAUUAAUUUAUGAAUAAAAGACAUUUUUUAAAUUA
Molecule: messenger RNA, 6078 nt
Organism: Dendroctonus ponderosae (mountain pine beetle)
Lineage: Eukaryota; Metazoa; Arthropoda; Insecta; Coleoptera; Curculionidae
Product: toll-like receptor Tollo
Exons: 2
Coding region: 1204-5112 (1302 amino acids)
Biological process (GO): signal transduction
Molecular function (GO): protein binding
Source: RefSeq, a predicted model, not a curated record